AACAGAACAGUUGCAUCUUUCACUUCAAACACAACUACUUAUUUUUAUUCACUUACUCAUUCAUUCAUUCAUCCAUUCCAAUUCUCUCUUCUCGCUUCUCUCUCUGCUGUGAUCAUUGGAGUGUGUGUUUGUUGAUCAAAGAAUGCAGUCAAGUCCUAUGCUUCUCGAAGAACCUAUCCGGAUGGCAUCCAUACUUGAGCCAUCUAAGCCUAGUUUUUUUCCAGCUAUGACUAAGAUUGUUGGCACACUCGGUCCAAAGUCUCGUUCAAUCGACACAAUUUCGCGUUGCCUUGAUGCAGGAAUGUCUGUUGCAAGGUUUGAUUUCUCGUGGGGAGAUCCAGAAUACCACCAAGAGACAUUGGAAAACUUGAGGGCUGCUAUCAAAACUACCAAGAAACUCUGUGCAGUUAUGCUAGAUACCGUCGGUCCAGAAGUACAAGUUGUGAAUAGAACCGAUCGACCAAUUUCCCUCGAAGCAGAUACAUUAGUUGUAUUAACUCCGGAUCAAAGCAAAGAAGCUACGCCGAAUCUCUUGCCAGUAAAUUUUAGUGAACUAUCAAAGGCUGUGAAGAAGGGUGAUACUAUUUUUAUUGGAAAAUACUUGUUUACUGGAAGUGAAACAACUUCUGUAUGGCUGGAGGUCAGCGAGGUGAAUGGCGAAGAUGUCACUUGUCUUAUAAAAAAUUCGGCUACACUUUCUGGGUCACUAUAUACAUUACAUGUAUCUCAGAUUCGUAUCAAUCUUCCCACUCUUACUGAUAAGGAUAAGGAGGUAAUUAGCACAUGGGGUGUUAGAAACAAUAUCGAUUUCCUUUCACUGUAUGCUCGGCAUGUAGAAGAUGUUCGCCAUGCCCGCGAGUUUUUGUCUAAAUUAGGUGACCUCAAGCAGACACAGGUUUAUGCAAAGAUUGAAAAUAUAGAGGGAUUGAACCAUUUUGAUGAGAUACUGAGAGAAGCAGAUGGUGUCAUCCUUUCGCGUGGAAAUCUAGGGAUCGAUCUCCCACCUGAGAAGGUGUUUUUAUUUCAAAAAGCUGCUAUUUACAAGUGUAACAUGGCUGGAAAGCCAGUUGUUGUUACACGUGUUGUCGACACUAUGACCGAUAACCUAAGACCUACUCGUGCUGAAGCAACUGAUGUUGCCAAUGCAGUGUUGGAUGGCAGUGAUGCUAUUCUCCUUGGGGCGGAGACGUUGCGGGGACUAUACCCUGUAGAGACCAUUUCUAUUGUUGGGAAAAUUUGUGCCGAGGCAGAGAAAGUUUAUAAUCAAGAUUUGUAUUUCAAGAAGACUGUCAAACAUGUUGGAGAACCGAUGAGCCACUUGGAAUCAAUUGCUUCAUCUGCAGUACGAGCAGCCAUCAAGGUUAGGGCCUCCGUUAUUAUUUGCUUCACAUCAUCUGGAAGAGCUGCAAGGUUGAUUGCUAAGUAUAGGCCUACUAUGCCUGUGAUAUCUGUUGUUAUUCCUCAGCUGAAAACCGAUCAACUCCGUUGGACGUUCACGGGCGCUUUCGAGGCAAGGCAAUCACUCAUUAUCAGAGGCCUUUUCCCUAUGCUGGCCGAUCCUCAACAUCCGGCUGAAUCUAAAAGUGGAGCAAAUGAAUCAAUUUUAAAGGUUGCUUUAGACCAUGGCAAGGCUUUCGGCAUUAUAAAGCCACAUGACCGAGUUGUUGUUUGCCAGAAGGUUGGUGAUUCAUCAGUUGUGAAAAUUAUUGAGCUUGAAGAUUAAUCAGAUCUGAGAUCUCUGUAGCCUCCCUUCUAUCAAUUUUCUAUGUUUAAUUACUAACAAAAGAAAUACACACAAGUGGUACAUGUUCAUGUUAAUGAAUGUGGCCACACUCAUUUUGUUGGAUUGGACAUGUUAUGUUAUUCAACCCCACUAGUUAAUCGUUGACUUAGAGUGGUUGUGCUGCUGCUCCUCCUUUGUUAUAUUGUGUGUUUCCUCCUCCUCUGAACAAUGGGAGAGAAAGUAGAGACUUUGUUGUAUUGUUGUUUUUUCCAGACAAAAGCAAUUUCUAACUAUAUUGCUAGUUUA
This is a messenger RNA of Arachis stenosperma, 2029 nucleotides long. Its product is annotated as pyruvate kinase 1, cytosolic-like. The record is from RefSeq and is a predicted model, not a curated record. Gene Ontology annotation, cellular component: cytoplasm. The transcript has 16 exons. Gene Ontology annotation, molecular function: potassium ion binding; magnesium ion binding; pyruvate kinase activity. NCBI's taxonomy places the organism in Eukaryota, Viridiplantae, Streptophyta, Magnoliopsida, Fabales, Fabaceae. The coding region runs from base 143 to 1723 and encodes 526 amino acids. Gene Ontology annotation, biological process: glycolytic process.